GGGAGAGGUCAACACAACUCUGUUGACUCCUGGCUGAACCUGCUGGAUUAUUCUGAACCAUCCUGGCUUCUAACUGGAAACUGCUAUCUGGGCUAACCCCUCGGUUUCUCUCCUUACUAGCUCUGUUUUUUCCUUCCCCUGGCUCAGCCCAGAUUUUGCCCACCUGCAUUCCACUUUGUUUCAGUUCCUUUCUUCUUUCCAUUCUAAUUUUCCCAAAACAAAUCUGGCUUUAGUCAUCUAUUUGCAGCUUCUAUUGAGUUUUUGUUUUCUUAAAUUUUACUUCAUCUGGUAAGUACACUUAAUACGAGAUCUACCCUCGAGGCACCUGGGUGGCUCAGUAGUUUAGAGUCUGCUUUUGACUCAGGGCGAGAUCUCGGGGUCCUGGGAUUAAGUCCCACGUUGGACUCUUAACAGGGAGCCUGCUUUUCCCUCUGCCUGUCUGCCUCUGUCUCUCAUGAAUAAAUACAUAAAACCUUUAAAAUAUAUAUAUGAGAUCUACCCUCUUAACAGAUUUUUAAGUGUACAGCACAAUAUUGUUAUCUACAGGAAUAAUAUUAUCCAAUAGAUCUCUAGACCUUAUUCAUCUUGCAUAACUGAAACUUUACAGCCACUGAUUACCAACUCCUAUCCCUUUCCCCCUGGCCCCUAGCAACUACCAUUAUAUUCUUUGUUUCUAGGAGUUUGACUAUUUUAGAUACCUUACAUCAGUAGAAUCAUGCAGUGUUUGGCCUUCCAUGACUGCCUUAUUUCACUUAGCAAAAUGUCCUCAAGGUUUGUCCGUUGUCACUUAUGACAGGAUUCCUUCCUUCUUAAGAUGAAUAAUACUCCAUUGUAUAUAAAACAUUUCUUUUAUCGAUUCAUCUGUCCAGUGGACAUUUGUUUCCACAUCUUGUGAAUAGUGUCACAAUGAAUACAAGAGUGCUACUACUCUCUCUUCAAGAAUUUGAUUUAAAUUCUUUUGGAUAAAUACCCAGAUAUGGGAUUGCUGGGUCAUAUGGUAGUUCUAUUUAAUUUUUUGAAGAAUCUCUGUAGAGGCUGCACCAUUUAAUAUACCCACCAAGAGUGUACAAGGGUUCCACUUUCUCCAUAUCCUUGCCAACACUUGUCUUUGUUUUUGCUCUUCUAUAAUAGCUAUCCUAACACGAGGUGAUAUUUUGUAGGGUUUUUUUAAAAGAUUUUAUUUAUUUAUUCGUGAAAGAGAGAGGCAGAGACACAGGCAGAGGGAGAAGCAGGCUCCAUGCAGGGAGCCCGACGUGGGACUUGAUCCCAGGUCUCCAGGAUCAUGCCCUGAGCCAAAGGCAGGCGCUAAACUACUGAGCCACCCAGGUUGCCUGCAUUUUGUAGUUUUGGUUGGCAUUUCCUUAAUGAUUCGUAACACGGAGCAUCUUUUUAUAUACCUGUUGGUCAUCUGACCUGUUGGAGAUAGGUCUUCUUAAAUCCUUUGCCCACUUUUCAGUUAUUAGUUCUCUUGCUAUUGAGUUAUAGGAGUUCCUUUAACACUUUAGAAAUUGAUUCAUUAUCAGAUCUAUAGUCUGCAAAUAUUUUCUCCCAUUUUGUAAGUUGCCUUUUCACUCCAUCAAUAGAUUUCAUUGCUAUGUGUAAGUAAGUUUCUUAGUUUGAUGUAGUCUCACUUGUCUAUUUCUGCUUCUGUUGUCUGUGCUUUUGGUGUCAUAUCCACGAAAUCAUUGCAAAGAUCAGGUUUCCUCUAUUUUUUUUUUCUAGCUAGCAUACAGUUUCAGGUCUUACAUUUAAGUUCUUAAUCCAUUUCGAGCUGAUGUUUGUGUAAGAUCACGAUCCACUUUUAUUAUUUUGCAUAUGAAUAUCCAAUUUUUCCUAGCACCAUUUAUUGAUACUGAGUUUUCUUUUUUAAAAAGAUUUUAUUUAUUUAUUUGAGAGACAAAGUGAGAGAGCAGGAACAGAGUGGGAGGGGCAGAGGAGAAGGGGAAGCGGACUGCCACCUGAUCAGGGAGCCAGACGGGAGGCUCCAUCCCAGGAUCCCAGGUUCAUGACCUGAGCCAAAGGCAGAGGCUAAACCCAUGAGCUACCCAGGGGCCAUGCAGUUUUCAUUCAACGAAUAUUUAUUUUAUUUUUUAAAUAUUUUAUUUAUUCAUGAGAGACAGAGAGAGAGAGAGAGAGAGAGAGAGAGAGGCAGAGACACAGGCAGAGGGAGAAGCAGGCUCCAUGCAGGGAGCCCAAUGUGGGACCCGAUCCCAGGUCUCCAGGAUCACGCCCUGGGCCCAAGGCGGGCACUAAACCGCUGACCCACCCAAGGAUUCCUCAACGAAUAUUUACCGAGCAUCUUUGGGCCAGGCAUUACUGUAGGUAUAAGAGAUAGAGGCUAAGAAUAACAUAAUGGUGAUAAGCACACCCACUGGGGCCAAACUGCCUGGGUUCAAAUCCUGGUACCAUCAUUUCUAACUGCUUGACCUUGAGCGGGUUACAAAUUCCUUACACCCCAACGUCCUCAUAUAUAAGAAAGGGAUAACUACAGUCUUUUCAUCACAGGACUGAUGUGAGGAUUGAAAGAAUGAAUAUGUGUAGAGGUCCUGGACAGGCAUCUGGCACCUGAUAAUCACUCCUAAGUGCUGGCUCUUAAGGCACGGUCCUUGCCUCUCAAGGAGCUCACAAAUUACAGCUGCCCCUAUCCACCUGACCCGCCUGGCCGUCAGGGCCAUCUUGGCCUUCCGACCCUUCAAGGGACCCCUAGCUCCUGGCUACCCUCCCUUUCCUGGAACCGUGGGAUGAAUCGGGUGCAAGUGCCUACACCACCGAUUCCUUGUGUGACUCUAGGUAAGUAGUUUCUCCCCUCUGGAUCUCACUUAAUGCACCUGUAAAGGAAGGAAACUGGCCCAAAAUGCAUUUCCAACAUCCCAACAACCUCCUUGUUCUGGGCAGCUCCAGUUGAAACUAUGUCAGCUUUGGGCAAGUCACUUCAGCUCUCGGCGUUGGUUUCCCCACCAUGUAAAACGGGAUAAUAUUACCAACCACGGGGCAGCCCGGGGGGCUCGGCGGUUUAGCGCCACCUUCAGCCCAGGGCGUGACCCUAGAGACCCCGGAUCGAGUCCGGCUCCCUGCGUGGAGCCUGCUUCUCCCUCUGCCUGUGUCUCUGCCUCUCUGUGUGUCUCUCAUGAAUGAAUAAAUAAAUAAAAAAAUCUUAAAAAUGUAUAUUACUAACCACCUCCGAGGUCGUAGUGCGGUUGUAGCGAGGCUGUCAGCGCUCUGCCGGGCACCUCAGCCUCCGGGCCCAUCCGCCUCCGCCACUCGACGCAUGCGCGCUGGCGCCCCGGCCGCGGGCGAGCCGGUUCCCGACUUCCGGUUCCGCCGGAACCCAGAGGCCCGACUCCCUAAUGGCGGCGUCGGGGAGACAGGCCGCCGGGGGCGUUGAGGAGGCCGCACAGGAACCGCGAAUUCUGGAACCGGGGGCAGCCCCAUUUGGAAAUUUCCCACAUUAUUCCCGCUUCCAUCCUCCAGAACAGCGGCUCCGCCUCCUGCCCCCGGAGCUGCUUCGCCGGCUCUUUCCUCCGAGUAGUUCCGAAUCGAGGCCGAUCCUGGGGCUCGACGUGGGGUGUAACUCUGGGGAUCUGAGUGUGGCUCUAUACAAACACUUCCUUUCCCUACGUGAUGGGGAGACCUGCUCAGAUGCCUCAAGAGAACUCCAUCUACUCUGCUGCGACAUAGAUCCAGUCCUGGUGGAGCGAGCUGAAAAAGAAUGCCCUUUUCCUGAUGCCCUGACCUUUAUCACCCUGGACUUUAUGAAUCAAAGGACCCGGGAAGUUCUCUUGAACUCUUUCCUAAGCCAGUUUGGACGUUCAGUUUUUGAUAUUGGCUUCUGUAUGUCAGUAACCAUGUGGAUUCAUCUGAACCAUGGGGACCAUGGCCUAUGGGAGUUCCUGGCCCACCUUUCCUCCCUUUGCCGCUACCUCCUUGUGGAGCCACAGCCCUGGAAGUGUUACCGGGCAGCUGCAAGGCGUCUCCGGAAGCUGGGUCUUCAUGAUUUUGACCACUUCCGUUCCCUUGCCAUCCGAGGUGAUAUGGCCAAUCAGAUUGUGCAGAUCUUGACCCAGGACCAUGGCAUGGAAUUAGUAUGCUGCUUUGGCAACACCAGCUGGGACCGAAGCCUUCUGCUCUUCAGGGCAAAACAAACUACAGAGACUCAUCCGAUUCCUGAAUUACUGACAGAGGAAGGGAAAGAAAGGAACAGAUUAAGAUUCUGGAGACAGUGAAAUGGGAGGAUGGGAAGACCAAGAAAGAGAUAUUGAAAGAGUGUUACACUAAGAAUUAAGUUCACUCUCUUUAAUUCAUGAUUAUAAGGCAGCCUCAAAACCUGGCAGAAACUUGGCAAAAUGUCCAAGACAUGCAGUUGAAAGAAUCAAUAUCAUCUAUACCCUACUGUUUGAGUUGAUCCUAGAAAAAUAUAUAUAUGGGCAGUGGGCUGGGCUAUCCAGAUUGAGAUAGCCUAGAGAAAGUGAUCCUGGUUCUAGGAUAUGGAAGGGGCUGCUUUUAGUGAUUAGACUCAGACCAGGCUAGCCUUAGAAUGUAUCAGUGACACGGGGAACCUGAAUCUAAUCUGGCUUCUUCAGGCUUUUUCUGGAUUUACUCAUCCUGCCUUCAGGCAAAACCUCAAAAUACAAUCUGGAAAGAAGAGUCAGUGGCCUGGCUAAAGGAGAAGGUUAGUAAGAAAAAUAUCUUAUCUUUCCAGAGCAGGUCAAGUCUCCAACAUGCCCAGGCUCAGCACAGCAGGUACUAGCCAAAUUGCACUGACUAGCAUUUAUAAAAUGUUUAAAGAUUUAACUUAUGAACCCAAUAUCCAAAUGGUACAAAUGAAAUAAAUGAAGUGGGAUUGUAUAAUUAUAUAUAAUAAAAGUGACUUGAGUAUGAUUGAGAAUGCUCUGCGAUUCUGGCAUAGGUAGGAAACUUCUGCUUUUAACCACUCUAUCCGAGGAGGUUUCAGCUCAAGAAAAAGAACCUCACCCAAGCUCAGAACAGAAAUCGUGUCAAAGAGUAAGUUAAUUCAGGACUUUUGUCCUCUGCCAAACCAUACCAGUAUGGGAGUGGGAAUAAUAUGCAGGGAAGCAGGCAUAAAAUGCAGUCUACAGUGAGGGCUAUAGCACAAAUGCUAUGGGAUAGGUGUCACUAAUGUCUGUCAGGUUUUGACACCUGUGAGUUGAGUCCAAGGGAGAUGGAGAAAGAUUCGUUUGGUGGAGAGAAGAUGAAAAAACAAAAUAUACCUAGCUAAGAGGGGAGACUGGAUUGAUGAGCUUCAAAAUCUUUAAGAACCUAUUUUUCUGAAGUUUUAGAAGGAAGAGUACGGAAUAAGAGAGUGAACCACCAAUUAGACAUUGGACCUCUUGAUGGAGAAGUUAGUAAAAGUUCCUGCUAGGGAAUUUGAACUUUAUGCUUGAGAGAGCAAAAACUAGUACAUAGUACAGUCUCUAAACGAUAGAAAAACAGAACCCAAACCUUCAUUUAGGAAAACCAAUUUUUCUAUUUUGUGCAGGAUAAUUAUGUGGUUGGUGACAUUUCCAAUCUCAGACUCCAGUACUACUUUUCAGUCUUUUUAUAUUCCUGCUCCUUAUCACUUUCAUCCUAGUGACUCUUCUAGACUUUUACCCUUUUGCAGGUUCUUGACUCUAUACCUCUACUCCAUUAAUCUAAGCAGAUGACCUAACCAGCACCAGCACCAUUCUUGUUUGCUGUGUCAGGAGGUGUUUUCUUGCCCUAACUCUUAGACUCCUUCAUUUUCCCUCCUUUUCACUUCUGAACUUACCCAGUGAGCUUUUACACAAAUAACUUCUGCCUGAAUUCCUGAUCCCAACCUCUACUACCUCUCCCAAAUUGCUUUAUUGAGUGUCUCCUUGGUGUCUCCUUGGCCUCGUUAACUUCUUCUUGUUCACCUUCCAACAUGCUCAAUUCUCUCUCGUCUUCCAAUUUUAGUAUAUGUGCUGCCGAAGCGAGCACUCUCUCUCGUCUUCCAAAACCUCCACAACUUUUCCUGUGUCCACUAGCCCUUCAAGUUUAUUUAAUCUCUCCCUCCAUCUCUUUACCACCAAACAUGAGCAAAGCCCUUGAAAAACUAGACCCCACAGCCUUUGCUUUCUCAUUUCCCAUUCAUCAGUGAUCCCCCAAAUGCCAAAUCCUGAGGCCUCUUGUUCAGUCUUCCUCCUAGGUCAUGGCCACUAUUCAGCACUAUUGACUCCUCCUUUAAACUACUCUCCCUAGGUUUCUUCACCAUACCCUUCUCCCUUUAUUCUCUUCCCAUCUCUUAGUUUUUCUCCAUUCUUGAAGCAGUUAGUUCAAAUUGUAAUUGAACUUAAGUUAACCUGGAGUCCUGGAUUCAUCUCCAGAAACAGUGAUUUGGGUUAGGAGUGGGGCCUGGGAAUCAGUUUAGUUUGGUUUAAUCAGAUUUGGGGUUUUUUUGCAAUUUUUUAUUGUGGUAAAAUGUAUAUAACAUAAAAUUUACCAUUUAAACUGUUUUUAAGUGUACAAUUCCAUGGCAUUGAAUACAUUGACAAUGAAGAAUAGUUUUUUGAUAAAAAACAAAAACAAAACAACAAAAAAAAAGCACAGGUAACUGAUGCAAACCAAAAUAGACCACACUUUGGAUUGCUUAGGAUUCCUUGGGGUCAUACAGUCCUCUUCUACCUAUUUCCCCUCGAGUGAGUUCCUCCACUCCCAUGCCUUUAACAACCACCUAUAUCCUAAUAACCCCCAAAUAUAUUGGUAGCCCCACCUCCACAGUCAUAGAUUAAUAUUGUUCCUCUUUUGUAGUCGUAUCAUCCAAAAGUUCUUAGUCACCUCAGAGUCAACAUAUCCCAAAAGCAAACUCAUUACACUCAAUUCACACCUAAUCCAAUAUGUUGUUGCCAUCCACCCAUUGCUCAAGCUACAAACUUCAGUUGAGUCUCCUCACUUAUAUUCACCACAUUGACAAAGUCCAGUAAAUUCUACAAAUAACAUGUAAGUCCCAUUUAUUCCAACCAUGUGGCUGGUGCCUACCAUGCAUUUCUCUGUUAAGUCAUCUACCCUCCAAUCCCUACUGCCACUGUUCCCUUCCUCAAAUAACUAGUUAUGCAAGUACUAUGCUUUAAAGCCUUCAGUGUAAAAAAUAAAUAAAUAAAUAAAGCCUUCAGUGGUU
Nyctereutes procyonoides (raccoon dog) is the source of this 7135-nucleotide messenger RNA. It is a transcript of the gene BCDIN3D, whose product is annotated as BCDIN3 domain containing RNA methyltransferase. The coding region runs from base 3348 to 4223 and encodes 291 amino acids. Gene Ontology annotation, cellular component: cytoplasm. The record is from RefSeq and is a predicted model, not a curated record. NCBI's taxonomy places the organism in Eukaryota, Metazoa, Chordata, Mammalia, Carnivora, Canidae. Gene Ontology annotation, molecular function: O-methyltransferase activity; RNA methyltransferase activity. Gene Ontology annotation, biological process: miRNA metabolic process; negative regulation of pre-miRNA processing. The transcript is spliced from 2 exons.